GAGAGAGAAGGGUAGAUGGGAGCUACGAGUAGCUGUAGUAGUAGUAGUAAGUAAGUGAGGAUGUGAGCGUUGUGGAAGGAGCAAGUGCCACGUGCGAAUCUCAUUUAAAGUCGUUAAGAAACUUGAAUGACCCCACGGGCUCUUGCUACCCGACCCCAAACUCACACCUACCCGCUGCAAUUCCUUAUAACUACUAUUAAGCUUUUUCAAGAUUUGUGCUUUGUGUCUUGUGCAUGAUCAUCAUUAUCAUCAUAUAAACAACAUUCAUUUACACUCUUCUUCUUGGUUCUCUUCACUUUCAACACCGCCUUUUUCCGUUUUUGGUUCAAUAUGCUUCAUACCCACAUAGAGAUUUGAAGCAAUUUGAUUCAAGGCUUCUUCAAUUUUUAAGUUCCACUUUCAUUGAGUAUGUUAGAAGCCCGAAAGAGUCCGACAAUGGCUGGUGUUCUAGGUGGAAAUGGAUACGUAAAUGGGGCAGCUUUAAUCAGGCAUCCUGCUGCCGUUUCUGAAGUUGAUAAGUUCUGUAAUGCACUUGGUGGCAAGAAGCCAAUCCAUAGUAUUUUAAUUGCAAACAAUGGUAUGGCAGCUGUUAAAUUUAUACGUAGUGUGAGGACAUGGGCUUAUGAAACAUUUGGCUCAGAAAAGGCAAUCUUGCUGGUGGCCAUGGCCACACCAGAGGACAUGAGAAUCAAUGCUGAACAUAUUAGAAUUGCUGAUCAGUUUGUGGAAGUUCCUGGUGGGACUAACAAUAAUAACUAUGCCAAUGUACAGCUUAUUGUAGAGAUGGCGGAGAUAAAACAUGUAGACGCAGUUUGGCCUGGUUGGGGUCAUGCAUCCGAGAACCCUGACCUACCAGAUGCUCUAAAUGCAAAAGGAAUUAUAUUUCUUGGGCCGCCCGCAACAUCUAUGGCAGCGUUAGGAGAUAAAAUUGGUUCAUCAUUGAUUGCUCAAGCAGCAGAAGUGCCUACCCUUCCAUGGAGUGGUUCUCAUGUGAAAAUCCCUCCAGACAGUAACUUGGUUACAAUUCCAGAUGAAAUAUAUAGAGAAGCAUGUGUUUCUACAACAGAAGAAGCAGUUGCAAGUUGCCAAGUUGUUGGUUACCCAGCAAUGAUCAAGGCAUCAUGGGGUGGCGGUGGUAAAGGCAUAAGAAAGGUUCAUAAUGAUGACGAAGUCAGGGCAUUGUUUAAGCAAGUUCAGGGAGAAGUUCCUGGUUCCCCAAUAUUUAUAAUGAAGGUUGCAUCUCAGAGCCGACAUCUAGAAGUCCAGUUAUUGUGUGAUCAACAUGGAAAUGUUGCAGCUUUGCAUAGCCGUGAUUGUAGUGUUCAAAGACGACACCAAAAGAUUAUCGAGGAAGGUCCAAUAACAGUAGCUCCUCUAGAGACAGUGAAGAAAUUGGAACAGGCAGCUCGAAGGUUGGCUAAAUCCGUUAAUUAUGUUGGAGCGGCUACUGUUGAGUAUCUGUACAGUAUGGAUACUGGAGAGUACUAUUUUUUAGAGCUCAACCCUCGUUUACAGGUCGAGCAUCCUGUUACUGAGUGGAUUGCUGAAGUUAAUUUGCCAGCAGCCCAGGUCGCUGUUGGGAUGGGUAUUCCUCUUUGGCAAAUUCCUGAGAUAAGAAGAUUUUAUGGAAAGGAACAUGGUGGUGGAUAUGAUUCUUGGAGAAAUACUUCAGUUAAGGCCACCCCAUUUGAUUUUGACCAGGCAGAAUCUAUAAGACCAAAAGGUCAUUGUGUUGCUGUUCGUGUAACAAGUGAGGACCCAGAUGAUGGAUUCAAACCUACCAGUGGGAAAGUACAGGAGUUGAGUUUUAAAAGCAAGCCAAAUGUGUGGGCAUACUUUUCUGUCAAGUCUGGAGGAGGGAUUCAUGAAUUCUCUGAUUCUCAAUUUGGACAUGUUUUUGCAUUUGGCGAGUCUAGAGCCUUGGCUAUUGCAAAUAUGGUUCUUGGGCUGAAGGAAAUUCAAAUUCGUGGAGAAAUUCGAACUAAUGUUGACUACACGAUUGAUCUCUUACAUGCUUUAGAUUACAGAGAGAAUAAAAUCCACACAGGCUGGUUGGAUAGUAGAAUAGCUAUGCGAGUGAGAGCAGAACGGCCCCCUUGGUAUCUGUCUGUUGUUGGAGGAGCUUUAUUUAAAGCAUCUGCAAGUAGUGCCGCAAUGGUUUCAGAUUACGUGGGCUAUCUUGAAAAGGGGCAAAUACCACCCAAGCAUAUAUCGCUUGUACACUCACAAGUGGCCUUGAACAUCGAAGGAAGCAAAUACACAAUCGACAUGGUAAGAGGUGGACCGGGAAGUUAUAGACUGAGAAUGAAUGAGUCAGAGAUUGAAGCAGAGAUACAUACUUUACGUGAUGGAGGUUUAUUGAUGCAGUUGGAUGGAAACAGUCAUGUGAUAUAUGCUGAGGAAGAAGCAGCUGGAACUCGGCUUCUCAUUGAUGGAAGGACAUGCUUGCUUCAGAAUGAUCAUGACCCAUCUAAGCUCAUAGCGGAGACACCAUGCAAACUGAUGAGGUAUUUGGUUUCUGAUGGUAGUCAUGUUGAUGCUGAUACACCUUAUGCUGAGGUCGAGGUUAUGAAGAUGUGUAUGCCUCUACUUUCACCUGCUUCUGGAAUUAUUCAAUUUAAAAUGUCUGAAGGUCAAGCAAUGCAGGCCGGUGAGCUUAUAGCAAGACUUGAUUUAGAUGACCCUUCAGCUGUGAGAAAGGCAGAACCUUUCACUGGGACUUUUCCUAUCUUGGGACCUCCAACUGCAAUUUCUGAUAAAGUUCAUCAGAAAUGUGCUGCAAGUAUAAAUGCAGCACGAAUGAUUCUUGCAGGUUAUGAACACAACAUUGAUGAAGUAGUGCAAAACUUGCUCCAUUGCCUUGACAGUCCUGAACUCCCUUAUCUUCAAUGGCAAGAAUGCAUGGCUGUUCUUGCAACCCGCCUUCCCAAAGAUCUUAAAAAUGAGUUAGAAUCAAAAUAUAAAGAGUUCGAUGCAAUUCCUAGCACUCAGAAUGUUGAUUUCCCUGCUAAACUAUUGCGGAAUAUUCUUGAAGCCCACCUAUUGUCCUGUUCUGAUAAAGAAAGAGGAGCCCUGGAGAGGCUUAUUGAACCUUUAUUGAGCCUUGCAAAGUCUUAUGAGGGUGGCAGGGAAAGCCAUGCUCGCAUUAUUGUUCAGUCCCUAUUUGAAGAAUACUUGACGGUUGAAGAAUUAUUUAGUGACAACAUUCAAGCUGAUGUAAUUGAGCGUCUCAGACUUCAGUAUAAAAAAGAUCUCUUGAAGAUUGUCGACAUUGUACUUUCUCAUCAGGGUGUCAAGAGUAAGAAUAAGCUUAUACUAAGACUCAUGGAACAGCUUGUUUAUCCUAACCCCGCUGCAUACAGGGAAAAACUAAUUAGAUUCUCCACGCUCAACCAUACAAACUAUUCUGAGUUGGCACUAAAAGCAAGUCAGUUGCUGGAGCAAACCAAAUUGAGUGAACUCCGUUCCAACAUUGCGAGAAGUCUCUCAGAGUUGGAAAUGUUUACGGAGGAUGGUGAAAACAUGGAUACUCCCAAGAGGAAAAGUGCCAUAAAUGAACGAAUGGAGGAUCUUGUGAGUGCUCCUUUGGCAGUUGAGGAUGCCCUGGUAGGUCUGUUUGAUCAUAGUGAUCACACCCUUCAAAGGCGAGUGAUGGAGACUUAUGUUCGUCGAUUAUAUCAGCCCUAUCUUGUGAAGGGGAGUGUGAGGAUGCAGUGGCACAGAUCUGGGCUCAUUGCUUCAUGGGAGUUCUUUGAAGAGCAUAUUAAGAGAAAAGAAGAGGCCGAAGUAAAUGAUAAACCAUUAGUUGAAAAACACAGCGAGAAGAAAUGGGGAGUCAUGGUGAUAAUAAAAACUCUCCAAUUUUUGCCAGCAAUAAUUAGUGCUGCAGUAAGGGAAGCAACCCAUAAUCUCCAUGAUGCAACUCCAAUUGGAUCUCCUGAGCCUGAUAGCCAUGGGAAUAUGAUGCAUAUUGCAUUAGUUGGUAUUAACAAUCAGAUGAGUUUACUCCAGGAUAGUGGUGAUGAAGAUCAGGCUCAAGAAAGAAUCAACAAGUUAGCAAAAAUACUUAAAGAGCAAGGAGUAGCCUCGAGUCUGCGCAGCGCAGGAGUUGGAGUGAUUAGUUGUAUCAUACAAAGGGAUGAAGGACGGGCUCCUAUGAGGCACUCCUUUCACUGGUCAUCAGAAAAGCUCUAUUAUGAAGAACCUCUAUUACGUCAUCUGGAACCUCCUUUGUCCAUCUAUCUUGAAUUGGACAAGCUUAAAGGAUACGAGAACGUACAGUAUACUCAAUCAAGGGAUCGUCAAUGGCACUUAUACACUGUUGUAGACAGACGUGUACCAAUGCAAAGGAUGUUUCUCAGAACACUUGUAAGGCAGCCCACAACAAAUGGAGGGUUUACCGGAUAUCAAGGACUAGAUGUGGAAACAACCCGUAUGCCAUUUACUUCCAGGGGAAUUUGGAGGUCCUUAGUGACAGCAAUGGACGAGUUGGAACUUAAUGCACACAACACGACUCUCAAAUCUGACCAUGCUCAUAUGUACCUUUAUAUCUUACGGGAGCAACAACUAGAGGAUCUUGUGCCUUACCCUAGGAGAGUUGAUGUAGAUGGUAGUGUAGAAGAAACUGUUGUUGAGGCAAUCUUAGAAGAGCUGGCACGUAACAUACAUGUAUCUGUUGGUGUAAGAAUGCAUAGAUUAGGUGUUUGGGAAUGGGAAGUGAAACUUUGGAUAUCAUCUUCCGGACAGGCAAAUGGUGCUUGGCGGGUUGUAGUAACAAAUGUGACUGGUCAUACUUGCACUGUACAUGUUUAUCGAGAAUUUGAGGACAACAACGAACACAAAGUGGUGUACAGUUCAAUUUCUAGGGUAGGUCCUCUGCAUAGAGUUCCAGUGAAUGCGCAGUAUCAACCUUUAGGAGUUCUUGAUCGGAAACGCCUUUUGGCCAGGAGAAGCAACACGACUUACUGUUAUGAUUUUCCACUGGCAUUUGAGACGGCAUUGGAGCAGUCAUGGGCAUCUCAAUCUUCCAGUAUCAAAAAACCAACAGAUAAAGCUAUUCUCAACGUAACUGAGCUCCAGUUUGCUGACCAGAAUGGUAGCUGGGGUACCCCUCUUGUUCCUGCUUCACGUCCAUCUGGGCUUAAUGAUGUUGGCAUGGUAGCUUGGUCUAUGGAGAUGUCAACUCCAGAGUUUCCUUCUGGAAGGAAAAUCUUGAUAGUUGCAAAUGAUGUGACAUUUAAAGCAGGGUCUUUUGGCCGAAGAGAGGACGCAUUCUUCCUUGCUGUGACUGAUCUUGCUUGUGCCAAGAAACUACCUUUAAUAUACUUGGCAGCAAACUCUGGCGCCCGUCUUGGAGUAGCUGAAGAAAUAAAAUCUUGCUUCAAAGUUGGUUGGUCGGAUGAUUUAAGCCCUGAGCGUGGUUUUCAGUAUGUAUAUUUAACCUCUGAUGACUAUGCUCGCAUUGGAUCAUCUGUGAUAGCACACGAGUUAAAGCUACCAAGUGGAGAAACCAGAUGGGUUAUAGAUACAAUUGUUGGAAAAGAAGAUGGUUUGGGGGUUGAGAAUUUGUCUGGCAGUGGGGCUAUUGCUAGUGCGUAUUCAAGAGCAUACAAGGAGACAUUUACCUUGACUUAUGUGACUGGUAGAACAGUUGGAAUAGGUGCUUACCUUGCUCGCCUAGGGAUGCGAUGCAUACAGAGGCUUGAUCAACCCAUCAUUUUAACCGGUUUCUCUGCAUUGAACAAACUUCUUGGUCGAGAGGUUUACAGCUCACACAUGCAACUUGGUGGGCCGAAAAUUAUGGCAACUAAUGGGGUUGUUCAUCUGACAGUCUCAGAUGACCUCGAAGGAAUAUCUGCUAUUCUAAAAUGGCUAAGCUAUGUUCCACCAUAUGUAGGUGGUCCUCUUCCCAUUUCACCUUCAUUAGAUCCUCCAGAGAGGCUUGUUGAAUACUUCCCUGAAAAUUCGUGCGAUCCUCGUGCUGCCAUUUGUGGUGUUUUGGAUGGUCAAAGCAAGUGGAUGGGAGGCAUUUUCGAUAAAAAUAGCUUUGUGGAGACUCUAGAAGGUUGGGCAAGGACUGUUGUCACAGGAAGGGCAAAGCUUGGAGGAAUUCCUGUAGGUAUAGUGGCUGUAGAAACACAAACUGUAAUGCAAGUUAUACCUGCUGAUCCAGGCCAACUUGAUUCCCAUGAGAGGGUUGUUCCUCAGGCUGGACAAGUAUGGUUUCCUGAUUCUGCAACUAAGACAGCACAAGCAUUGUUAGAUUUCAAUCGAGAAGAGCUUCCACUCUUUAUUCUUGCCAAUUGGAGAGGUUUCUCAGGUGGGCAGAGGGACCUUUUCGAAGGGAUUCUUCAGGCUGGUUCAACCAUUGUAGAAAACCUUAGAACAUACAAGCAGCCAGUUUUUGUGUACAUCCCAAUGAUGGGCGAGCUCCGUGGUGGGGCAUGGGUGGUUGUGGAUAGUCAAAUUAACUCAGACCAUAUUGAAAUGUAUGCGGAUGAAACAGCUAGAGGUAAUGUACUUGAGCCAGAAGGGACGAUUGAGAUCAAAUUUAGAACAAAGGAGCUGCUGGAGUGCAUGGGAAGGCUUGAUCAACAACUAAUACAUCUGAAGACAAAACUUCAAGAAGCCAAAAGCAGUGGUACACAUGGGCUGGUUGAAUCCAUUCAACAACAGAUAAGAACUCGGGAGAAGCAACUUUUGCCUUUAUACACUCAGAUAGCUACUAAAUUUGCAGAAUUGCAUGACACUUCCCUGAGGAUGGCUGCGAAAGGAGUUGUGAGAGAAGUUCUGGAGUGGACCAAGUCUCGAUCUUUCUUUUACAAGAGACUGUGGCGGAGAAUUGCAGAGGAAUCACUGAUCAAGACUGUAAUAGAAGCCGCUGGGGACCAGCUGCCAUAUAAAUCUGCGAGGGACUUGAUUGUCACCUGGUUUUCAGAUUCUGACAUUUCAAAAAGCAGACAAAAUGCUUGGUCGGAUGAUGAAGCUUUCUUUAAAUGGAAGGAUGAUCCACAGAAUUACGAGGCCAAACUAAAGGAGCUGCGGGUGCAGAAGAUAUUUCUCCAAUUAUCAAACAUUGGCAACUCAACUUCAGAUCUCCAAGUUCUACCUCAAGGUCUUGCCACCCUUCUAAGCAAGGUGGAUCCCACAAGCCGUAAAGUGCUAAUAGAAGAACUCCGCAAGGUGCUCGGUUAGCUGGAGAAAUCGAUGAACUUGUUCUCGAUCAUUUUACAAGAUGUUAUAACAUUAUGGCCUCUUGGAAGUGAUCUUUUGAGAACCUGUACUCAUCUCUCCUCAAAGUGUAUAUCUUUUUCUCUCUUUUCUUAUUUAUUUUAGUUUUAGAGUUCAAAUAAGGGAACGGAUAACGUGUAAGGAACAAGACUAGCUCUAUUUAUAGCAGGGCCCUAUCUCUUUCAGUUCCCUGCAAAAGCUUUAUCAUUUCUUAGAACUGAAACAAAUAUUAUUUUUUUGAAUAAGAAUGUAGAUUAUUUAAUUAAUCUACUCAUAUUUAUAAUACACUUUGAUAAUCGAUGAUUAUUGUUUCA
Molecule: messenger RNA, 7544 nt
Organism: Cannabis sativa
Lineage: Eukaryota; Viridiplantae; Streptophyta; Magnoliopsida; Rosales; Cannabaceae
Product: acetyl-CoA carboxylase 1
Exons: 32
Coding region: 409-7194 (2261 amino acids)
Biological process (GO): fatty acid biosynthetic process
Molecular function (GO): metal ion binding; acetyl-CoA carboxylase activity; ATP binding
Source: RefSeq, a predicted model, not a curated record